Molecule: messenger RNA, 1332 nt
Organism: Megalopta genalis
Lineage: Eukaryota; Metazoa; Arthropoda; Insecta; Hymenoptera; Halictidae
Gene: cib
Product: thymosin beta cib
Biological process (GO): actin filament organization
Cellular component (GO): cytosol
Molecular function (GO): actin monomer binding
Source: RefSeq, a predicted model, not a curated record
GAGGCAAGAGUGGUAGAGUGGCUCGCCGGUGUUACCUGGUGUUACGUGCCACAGAAUCACUAGCCGGUCAGUCAGUGUGCUGUCUCCUUCCUGCCCUUGAACGCUCGGCUGGACGGUGUUCUUUGCGCUCGCCUACCUCUCGUAGUGUCAACUGACAGAUUAAGGAGUACAACAGAGCCACCAUGUCGAGUCCGUCGCUGAAGGAUCUGCCGAAAGUAGCCUUAGACCUGAAAAGCGAGCUGGAGGGCUUCAAUCACGGCUGCAUGAAGAAAGCCGCCACCGCUGAGAAGAAUGUUCUCCCUUCUGCCGAAGACGUGCGACAAGAACGACAGCAUUCGGAAUUGAUCCAUGGCCUGGAGUCGUUUAAGCCAGGUCAAUUGAAACACGCCGACACGAAAGAGAAGAUUAUUUUACCCAACGCCAAAGACGUAGCCGCGGAGAAAACUCAACAAACGCUGAUCGCCGGCAUUGAGAAGUUCGACCCGGCCAGUCUAAAACACACCAAGACCCAAGAAAAGAAUCCUCUACCUGACAAGGAUGUGAUCCAGCAAGAGAAGGGUAAGCAGCAGCUAAUCUCUGGAAUUGAAAAUUUCGAUCAGGCGAAACUGAAACACGCGGAAACGCUGGAGAAAAAUCCUUUGCCAACCAAAGAAGCGAUCGACGCCGAGAAAAUAGCUGCUUAAAAGGAAGCUUUUGUGAUUCAAAGAAAAAAAAAACAGAAAAGAAAGGGAGCAGCGACUCAUUUCUUCCAUUUUCUAUAUCACGACAUUUUAUAACAAUUACUCAUACAUUGCCGACAGGAAAAAAAAAAGGAAAAUGCGAAACACUGUGUUAAUGUAAUCUUAUGAUUAUACUUAUCCUACCGCCACGAGCGUUCCUUUCGGCGAGACACGUACAAGUCGAUUUUUUACACGGACCUAUUUGUAUUAACAACGGUUAGGCGGUGUGAGGGUUCGGGCCCAAACAUAACGAAAAAUACGAUAACGAAGUUUUGAUAAAGCGCAACCGGUUCGAUUCCUAACGUUACCAACGAUCUAAGCAUUUUUGGGCUUGUAUCAGCAUCCGUCUUUAUACACUAACUCGCCAAAGGAUGUACUUUUUAUACUAAGAAAAGCUCUGCACGCCAGACGAACGUUAUUUUCGAUAGCAACAAAAUUGGGUAGCAUUGCAUGCGUUACAGAUAUAUCGCAAUGGUACAGCGGUUGACCUUAUAUUUGUGUAAAAAUCAUAUUUUAUAUAAACGGGCUAUUGUACUUUUUUAAUAUUUCGUACACAUCGCAUUGUCAUUCCGAUAAAAAUUAUGACGAAUAAAAAAGUAAUUUGUAAAAAAAA